Messenger RNA from Columba livia (rock pigeon), 2147 nucleotides. It is a transcript of the gene IFITM10, whose product is annotated as interferon induced transmembrane protein 10. The record is from RefSeq and is a predicted model, not a curated record. NCBI's taxonomy places the organism in Eukaryota, Metazoa, Chordata, Aves, Columbiformes, Columbidae. The coding region runs from base 541 to 1398 and encodes 285 amino acids. The transcript is spliced from 3 exons. Gene Ontology annotation, cellular component: plasma membrane.
GGGGGGGAUGCAACCACAGCACCCCGGAAUCGGGUUUCCACAGAGCUCCCAGGGCACUUGGCAAAGGGAGGCAGCAAUAGUUUCUGUGAUGCUCUGCCAAGCCUGGGCACAGCCAGAUCCUUGCAGGAUUGUCCAUCCUUCAUGACAGACCCACCUCCCUCCCCUAAAGCAGCCACACGCCCUGCAUCCUGCUGCGGGGUGCUCCUGCCCCUGCCCACACUGGGAUUUGCUCAGUGCUGGCAGGAUUUAUCGCUCCACAUGCAGGAUUUAUUCCCUUUCCAGCCAUCCCCCACAACCAGAGCACUUUUUUCCCCACAGCACUGUAUCAUCCCUACCUCCCCUCACCACACGGUCCCCAUUGACCCCACACACCUCUGCCACGCUUGCUUUAGGCUUUUCACACGGGCCCCUGGGAGCGAACCUGCAACACAGGCUGCAGUGAGUCCCCACUGCAAAGGUUUCUGUGGGCGAUGCUGAGGACAGUGGGGCCAAGCAUCCCCUCCAGAAGGCUGGGGAAGGUGCUCAGCCAGGGCCCCGGAGAUGCCUUUCUCGGGCAGAGCACUGCCGGGGUGCUUCAAGCAGGAGGUGACGCCCCCGCAGGGGGGACACGAGGAGAAGGGCCGGAGCACGGAGCAGGUCUCCGGCGUGGAGCAUGUUUGGGGGGAGGAGAGGGGCUGCAGGUUGACCUUCCCAGCCCCUAACUCUCCCCCUUGCCCACCCCUAGCCCAUGAGUGCCCCCCCGCCCUGCCCUCCUCCCGCAACUCCAGCACCGAGGAAGCCGAGCCGGAGGCAGUGCUGAGCCGGAUAUGCAGCGACUCCCCGCAUCCCUCCUUGGCAGAGCACGUUGACGCCACGGCAGCCACCACGGAGAGGACACAGGAGCCCCCACUGAGUCCGCCGUGCCCCUUUGAGGGGGUGGCCUGGACCCCAAGACCUCCACAGGGCCCCCCACAGGGCUGCUUCGCCUGCAUCGCCAAGCCUCCGGCUCUCCGACAAGCUUCACCUGUCCUGUCUCCUUCUUCUGCCGUUUAUCUCAUGGAGAGCAAGAGCUGCAAAGGGGACAGCCUGCGGCCAGCAGUCCCGUGCAAGCACUCAGUGGAGAAGAAGACGAUGACCAACCCCACCACCGUCAUUGAAAUCUACCCCGACACCACUGAGGUGAACGACUACUAUCUCUGGUCCAUCUUCAACUUUGUAUACCUCAACUUCUGCUGCCUUGGCUUCAUUGCCCUGGCCUAUUCAUUGAAAGUCCGGGAUAAGAAACUCCUCAAUGACUUAAAUGGAGCAGUUGAAGAUGCCAAGACAGCCCGGCUUUUUAACAUCACCAGCUCAGCCCUUGCCACAUUCUGUAUCAUACUUAUCUUCAUCUUCCUGCGAUACCCCCUCACUGACUACUAGAGUGAGGCCAACAGCAGCGGCCGCCGCCAAAAUGCCUCUAUGCCAGAAGUGUCUGCAGUUGUUUCUUGUAGCAAGGACGCAAAAAACAAACAAAAAACCCCCACCACCACUGCACCUUGAUUGCAAAAAAAUCCAAGUAAAUACAUAAAUAAAAAUUAAAUUAGUAUCAGCCCAGCUGAGCAUACCCUUCCUGCCUCCUAACAGUAUGUGGACUGCUGUAGGAAAGGGUCUCACUCUUACACAUGCACAGGGAGAAAAACAGACCAAGAAAUACUUAUUUUUUAUGGCCAACAAGCUGUGUGACAAGAGCCUGCAAAUCCCAGAGCGAUGCAUGCCUUGCAGCAGACAGCUGAGCUCUGGGGAGCAGCAGGGUCCUGCUGAGCAGGAGAUGCAUGCAGUGACAGAUGUGGACCAUGGCAGGGCUGGCUCAUGACAUAUCAGAUGUGUUCAGACCACUCCAUCACCCCCUGACAUAUGGGGGUUUCUUUUCAUUUUCCUCUCUUGAAUUUAAUCCACUGGUUCAAACAACUUCCAGCACCUGGAGAGCUGAGGGUAUUAGGAAGCUCAUGCUAGGGACCCUCAAAGCCUCCAGAGGAACCCCAAAGCAUUAAAGGGCAGUUUUCUCAGUUUCUCCCCGGGAUCUCCUGGCAAUGCUGAGAAGGAAGGCACCUUCUGGAGAACUCAGCUAAGCCUCCCAAACUGAGUGCUACUGUAUUUCUGUAAACAGUCAAUAAAAGAUACCUCUGAUA